AUGCCAAAAACAUCUAAUGGUCAGCACCUCUACAUCACAGGCAUGAGGAAUCUUCAAGAGCUAGCGUACGAAUAUGAGGAUGAGGAUGAAAAGCCUAUCGUUCGGGAGACUCGUCCCAAGACUUCAUUUCAAAAUAUUAUGGCUCAGGCUAGGACCUGUCGCGAUAUGGUCACGGAAGACAGGAAGAGGUCAAACACAGCAGAAGGGAAAAGAUCAGAAGGAUCAGAUGUACGGGCGGAUACUCCAAGGUCACGGAUGCAGGCCAGUAUACCUGGUGCGAUCGGAUCGAGUCGUGCUCAGAAGGCCCCACGAGAGAACGACCAGUACCACCCGGAGGACCCCCUCCUCGAGCGCCAUCCAUUCGCAGUCAAUAAUACCAACCAUCUGCAAUCCAAACGGGACCAAUACUCUUCAGUACCAUUGUGUAAACACUUGGAGUUAUUUCUAGACUGGAACAUGGACGACCCCGACAAUCGAAAAGGCUCAUGGAUUCUGAACAUUGAAAAAUACGAGGAGCCCUCACCUUGGGCAGAGCAUCAACAUUGCGCUGGCGUAGAUGUCACUAAGAUGGCUGAUGCCUUGGCGAUGAGGAUAAUCAAGAAAUUCACUCGACUAGACAAUGAGCGAGUGAGCCGAGACUUCGACCGCGGAAUAUCGUGUCGACGACCUCCGGCGAAGCAGCGCUUGACACGCGAGCUAUGCAACAUGUACUCUCAGAUUCACCGUGGCAAGGAGAGCAAGUUUGUCGAUGAAAAAGAAGCGCUUCGCGAGAGCCUUAAUGCGGCUGAGCGGCGCAGAGAGCUGGCUGAGAAAUCGUUGCUGCGAGCUCAGAAGCCCCGUCAAAGCAGCGGCGCCGCAAAGCCUGUCAACAACGAUGUAUCGGAAGGUCGCAACAAGUCUUCUUCAGCUUCAGUCUCAGGCUCAUCUCCUUCUACAAGGAAGCGUAAAACCCCGAAGCAGAUUGCAGAAGAGAAGGUAGCUCGGAACCGGAAGCGCAAGGGGUUGAGCGAGAUUGCUAGAAUUUCCCCUGAGCCUGUCGACCGUUUCAAGCCGACCACGGUAGAUGAACGAGACGCCCGAUUGACUGGUGUUGCUCAGCAGGUUCGACAUGGACGCGCACAGCUCGUAGUUCAGAAGCGGAAGUUGAGUGAAACGGAGGAUGAUACACCGUCUCAUGUCUUGCCUUCUUCACGACUGAUUAAGAAGGCAAAGAAGAACAGCGUUACGAAAGAAGUUGUAUAG
Molecule: messenger RNA, 1242 nt
Organism: Alternaria viburni
Lineage: Eukaryota; Fungi; Ascomycota; Dothideomycetes; Pleosporales; Pleosporaceae
Exons: 1
Coding region: 1-1242 (413 amino acids)
Source: RefSeq, a predicted model, not a curated record